Paramecium tetraurelia is the source of this 978-nucleotide messenger RNA. RefSeq lists its product as uncharacterized. The record is from RefSeq and is a predicted model, not a curated record. NCBI's taxonomy places the organism in Eukaryota, Ciliophora, Oligohymenophorea, Peniculida, Parameciidae. The transcript is spliced from 2 exons.
AUGAAUUAGUCCUUGUUUGAAAGUAAUUUUAUCAAUAAGCAGCAUAUUUGUGAAUAUUUUGGAAAUGUGGUUUUAUUAGCAACUGAUUAUUUAGGGGAGACUGUCUUAAUCUUUUGCAAUGGUGAAAUACUAACCUAUUAGUUGAUUUAGUAGAAAUAAUGGGUGAAUACUUCUUUAUUGAAGGUGACUCCUUAACCAGAAAUAUUAUCACUUAAUGAUUACAGGUUAUAAUUAAGUGGGAAUGGACGUAAGUUCUUCCUUCUGCAAGUCGAUGAUCGACACGAAUUCAAUGUAUCAAUUUGGCAUCGAGGUCACAAAGCCAAAUGGAUAUUCUAACAGAGUUUAAAACUCAUUUCACAUAGCAGUUUCAUGUCAAUAAAUUUAUCUGGAGAUGCCCUUAUGAUUAGGCAAUCUAACAGGAUAAUACUUUGGGAAUUCAAUUAACCAUAAACCAAGAUCGCUCGAAGAUAAUCCUUACCUUUUGAGACCUAUUUAGCUUACUUCAAUGAGAAUAAUAAUGUUAUAGCAGCAAAAGUGAAAAACAGUGUAGCUCUUCUAAAAAAACUCAAUUGUAUGUGGGUUAAGUAUUAGAAUAUAAAGACCGAAUAGGUAGCUUAUAUGCAAUUUUACAAAAACAAGUUGAUUAUAAUGAGUCAUUUCUUAUAAAUUUACAAGAUGAAUGAAUAGUUACACUUUCAGCUGGACAAAAAAAUAAAUUCUAAAUUUUUUAAUAAUGAACCACAGUUCUGCUUAUAUAUGGGAUCAAUAGUUCUCGCUUAAUUGUCAUCUUAGGAUUUAGAGUAUCAUAAAUUAGAAAACAAUGUUUGGUUGUAAGACGAGGAGUAUAUUACUGGAAGAUUUGAGGCACAAUAGAUAGUGUAAUCGAAGGACAAGAAAAAAUUGUUCUUUUAUCGAAAACGAUUUGGUGGAAUAGUUUUCGAGAAGAAAAAUAAAAUUAAAUAGAAAAUUUAAGAAUGA